AAAAUGGCGGCCGCGGCCAGGAUCAUAUCUUUACAACAUGACCACAAAUUAUUUUGUUAUUAUUUUUUUACAAAUACCAGUGCGACUGCGAACUGCAAAUACUUAUUAUAUUUUAUAUAAAAUAAUAAAUAUUCUCCAUGCAAGCUAGUUGGUGCUAAAGCUAUAAUAAAUAUUCAAUCAACAUGAGUUUCGAUGGAUAUAAAACGACCGUAAAAGAAGGCGAUACAGUUGUCCUAUAUUUAACCAUUUCUCAAGUGUACAGUAUAAAAGCCCAAGAAAAAACCAUAAAUAAAAAAGGAAUCGAAGUAGAAAGCGUUUUUCAAACACCUUAUGGAGCCCUUAAAUGUGCGGAACUUGUAGGCAAAACUUACGGUUCCAAAGUUUCCUUGAGUAAAGGCUGGGGAUACAUUUUACAGCCGACUCCAGAAUUAUGGACGUUAACACUCAGCCAUCGUACACAAAUCAUUUACACACCGGAUAUCAGUAUGAUUAUAUUCCAGCUGGAAUUAUGUCCCGGUAGUAUAGUAGUCGAGAGUGGAACUGGAAGUGGUUCAUUAUCACAUGCAUUCAUCCGGGCAGUGAAACCUCAUGGACAUUUGUAUACUUUCGAUUUUCACGAGGUUAGAAGUGAGAUUGCCAGACAGGAAUUUGAUGAUCAUGGAUUGGAGGGAAUGUAUUUCUGUCCACAUCGGCCAAGCCGGCGUACAAAUCGGCAACGCUUGCUGGGAACUGUACUGUCUGGAACACGGGAUUCAACCUGACGGCCAAAUGCCCUCUGACAAAACCAUUGGAGGUGGCGACGACAGUUUUAACACUUUCUUUUCAGAGACUGGAGCUGGAAAGCAUGUACCCAGAGCGGUUUUUGUUGACUUGGAACCCACUGUAGUAGAUGAAGUCCGCACUGGAACGUACCGUCAAUUAUUCCAUCCCGAACAACUCAUCACUGGUAAAGAAGAUGCUGCAAACAAUUACGCACGAGGCCAUUACACUAUCGGAAAAGAAAUUGUCGAUAUAGUUCUGGAUAGAAUUAGAAAACUGGCUGAUCAAUGUACAGGAUUACAAGGAUUUCUGGUUUUCCAUUCAUUCGGUGGCGGCACUGGUUCUGGAUUCACCAGUUUACUUAUGGAGCGAUUGAGCGUCGACUAUGGAAAAAAAUCGAAAUUGGAGUUUUCCAUUUAUCCAGCACCACAGGUGUCCACCGCAGUUGUAGAACCCUAUAACUCAAUCUUGACUACUCACACUACUUUAGAACAUUCUGAUUGUGCCUUUAUGGUAGACAAUGAAGCCAUUUACGAUAUUUGCCGUAGGAAUCUGGAUAUUGAUAGACCUACUUAUACUAAUUUAAAUAGACUGAUUGGCCAGAUCGUUUCAUCAAUAACAGCCUCCCUCCGGUUCGAUGGUGCCCUAAACGUAGACCUAACCGAGUUCCAGACGAACCUGGUGCCCUACCCCAGAAUUCAUUUUCCUCUUGCCACCUACGCCCCUGUAAUAUCAGCUGAAAAAGCUUACCACGAACAAUUGACAGUUUCUGAAAUCACUAACGCCUGUUUCGAACCAGCCAACCAAAUGGUGAAAUGCGACCCGAGGCAUGGAAAAUAUAUGGCUUGUUGUAUGUUAUACAGGGGAGACGUGGUUCCCAAAGAUGUCAAUGCUGCCAUUGCCACCAUUAAAACAAAACGCUCAAUUCAAUUUGUUGAUUGGUGUCCUACUGGAUUCAAGGUUGGAAUUAACUAUCAGCCACCGACUGUAGUUCCAGGUGGUGAUCUGGCAAAAGUCCAACGUGCAGUAUGCAUGUUAUCGAACACCACAGCGAUUGCUGAAGCCUGGGCGCGUUUAGAUCACAAAUUUGACUUGAUGUAUGCCAAAAGAGCGUUCGUUCAUUGGUACGUCGGCGAAGGUAUGGAAGAAGGUGAAUUUUCCGAGGCCCGUGAGGACUUGGCUGCGCUCGAAAAGGACUAUGAAGAGGUCGCUGUGGAUUCUAUUGAAGGCGAAGCUGAUGAAGGAGAUGAAUAUUGAAGUUCUUUUUGUUCCAAUUCUACCAAAGCGAUUUUUCAAUAUUUUUUGGUUUAUUAACAUUACUUAUUGCGUUAUUAAUUUAUUUUCUCACCUUCUAACCACUAAAUUUUAUUCAUGUUUAUAAAAUAGCUAUUUUCCUAACGAGUGCGGGAAGAGAAAUUUCCGGCACUAGGGUGCGAAGCGCUCGAGUGCCGGAAAUUUCUUCCCGCAAGAGUUAGGAACUAUAUUUUUUCUACGAGCAUACUAAAGCUGAUGUUACGAGAAUUUUAAUUUAAAUAAAAUGCGAUUGUGCAGAAAGGUAGAAUUAAAAACGUAUUGAAGGUAUUUAUAAAAAAAACAACGUGAAGGUAUUAAAGGUAAAGGCAUCAUAGGUGUUUCAACAAUACAAACAAUUCCAUGUCACAUGAUUAUUUCAAACUCUUCCCGCACUGAGUACGGGAAGAAAUCUCUUCCCGCACUGGUGCGGGGAGAAAGUCUUCCCGCACAGCAAAUCGUGCGGGAAGAGCCAUUUCCCGCACGCUCGUAGAAAAAAUGUCAUCCGUCCUAACUAAAGUGCUUUAUCCAUUUUAUAUGGUUUUUAUACAUAACACAGUGCGUGAAAAUAUACAAUGUAUUGCAAAAUCUGAUUGUAUUUUCAUUUUUUCAGGAAUAAAUCUUGUGAAAUAGGUAGGUACCUAUUAAGCUUGUUAAACGAUUGGCUCUAUAGGGAAUUGAUUCAAACCCAAAGAAAUCUAGAAAUUCUAGAAAAAAAGGUGCCGAAACCGGUAAUAUCCUUAAUACCCGUGGUGCCUUUAACGUUUAAUGUCCG
Ceutorhynchus assimilis (cabbage seed weevil) is the source of this 2824-nucleotide messenger RNA. The record is from the annotation of a GenBank genome assembly. Lineage: Eukaryota; Metazoa; Arthropoda; Insecta; Coleoptera; Curculionidae.